GUGCCGGAGGCGGGGUUUAACGUGACCGGCGGCGCUCCUCCCCCUUCCCCCUCUCCCCGGCUCAGCAGCGCCCGGCCUCCGCCGCCUCUCCAGAUGAAGCGAGAGACGGGCGCGGGUCGCGGGUGAGCGGAGACAGGCCGCCGCCGCCGCCGCAGCCCAGGGUGAGUGCAGAGAAAUCGAGGUCGGGGCUGCGGCCUGGUGCCCGGCCGAGCCCGGGGCGGGUCCACGUGACUUCCUCCGGCCACGGGAUCUUGUGCUGGCCACUCGGCCCUUUUGUGUGCGGCUGGCCGUGGGGGGCGCGGAGCGGAUCAGGCGGAGAGGCGGCUGUGAUCGCCAUGGGUCAGCGGACUGCUCGCCUUGCCCGGACAGCCACCUGCGUCGUGGCCCUGUGGGCCGUUGCGGCCGGCAGCGCCCGGGAGCUGCGGCAGACGACGGCUUUCGCGGGGCAGCCGUUCAUCACCGUGUGGAACGCGCCGACGCACGACUGCGACCGGUACUCGGUGCCGCUCGACCUCAGCCUCUUCGACAUGGUGGCCUCGCCCAACGAGGGUUUCUACGACCAGCAACUGACCAUCUUCUACAAGGAUCGGCUGGGCCAGUACCCGCACUACGCGGACGGCGGCCCGGUGCACGGCGGGGUCCCGCAGAACGCCAGCCUCCACCUGCAUCUGGCGCAACUCGAGCGCGACGUGCAGCGCUACAUGCGGUCGCGGGAGCGCGCAGGGCUAGCAGUGAUUGACUGGGAGGAAUGGCGGCCGCUAUGGAUCCGUAACUGGCAGGGGAAGCAGGUGUACCGGGACCGCUCGCUGGCGCUGGUGCAGGAGCACCACUCGGACUGGGAUGCUGCACAGCGAGCUCGCCAGGCUCAGUUUGAGUUCGAGCAGGCGGCGCGGAAGUUCAUGAUCAGCACCCUGCAGAGAGCGCGCAAUAAGCGGCCCCGCAGCCUCUGGGGCUUCUACCUCUUCCCGGACUGUUACAACCACGGCUACGCGGGCGGCGCCGGCAACUAUACCGGCCACUGCCCCGACGUGGAGGUGUCGCGGAACGACCUGCUGGCGUGGCUGUGGGCCGGUAGCACCGCUCUCUACCCCUCCAUCUACCUGGCGAGCUCCCUUCGCGGUACGCCUGCCGCCCGCAGCUUCGUGCGGUCCCGGUUGCGGGAGGCGCUGCGGGUGGCGCGCGAACACGGCCGCGAAGGGGCGCUCCCCGUCUUCGUGUACUCGCGUCCCAGCUACAGCCACACCACCGAGCUACUGACACAGCAAGACCUGGUCACCACGGUGGGGGAAACGGCCGCGCUGGGAGCCGCCGGCAUCAUCUUCUGGGGCGACACAGAUUACAGCAACAGUGCGGAGCGCUGCCGGAUGAUGAGCGAUUACCUGUCCGGGGACUUGGGCCGUUACCUGCUGAACGUCACCUCGGCGACCCGGCAGUGCAGCCGCUUCCUGUGCGCGGGCAACGGGCGCUGCGAGCGGAGGAACAGCGAGGCCGACACCUACCUACACCUGAGCCCCUACAGCUUCCGCAUCGAGGCGGCGCCGGGCCCGGGAGGCGGGCUGCGGGUGACCGGCGUCCUCUCGCAGAGCGACAAGGCCGCGCUACAGCUGGACUUCCAGUGCCGCUGUUUCCAUGGCUGGAGGGGCCAGCGCUGCGACGUGGGGACGAGCGGCGGCUCUCUCACCCUGCCCUCCGCCCUAGCCCCCAUCAUCGCCCUCCUGCUCUCGCUCGCAAUGUAGAAGCGAGGACGCAGGCCCUCCCCCCUCUCACCCACCCACUCCCCUAGCACCCUCUCCCCGUCCUCUCCCCUCCCCCACCCCCCUCCAUUCCCCUCCCACCCUCGCCACUACCCUCUCACCCUUUCCCCACCCUCACCUUCCU
Messenger RNA from Leucoraja erinaceus (little skate), 1878 nucleotides. Its product is annotated as hyaluronidase-2-like. Gene Ontology annotation, molecular function: hyalurononglucosaminidase activity; hyaluronoglucuronidase activity. Gene Ontology annotation, biological process: hyaluronan catabolic process; carbohydrate metabolic process. Lineage: Eukaryota; Metazoa; Chordata; Chondrichthyes; Rajiformes; Rajidae. The record is from RefSeq and is a predicted model, not a curated record. The coding region runs from base 336 to 1736 and encodes 466 amino acids. The transcript is spliced from 4 exons.